This is a messenger RNA of Poecilia reticulata (guppy), 3202 nucleotides long. It is a transcript of the gene tph2, whose product is annotated as tryptophan hydroxylase 2 (tryptophan 5-monooxygenase). NCBI's taxonomy places the organism in Eukaryota, Metazoa, Chordata, Actinopteri, Cyprinodontiformes, Poeciliidae. Gene Ontology annotation, cellular component: neuron projection. Gene Ontology annotation, biological process: serotonin biosynthetic process; aromatic amino acid metabolic process. The record is from RefSeq and is a predicted model, not a curated record. Gene Ontology annotation, molecular function: tryptophan 5-monooxygenase activity; iron ion binding.
AGGGAUAAAAAUGCAGCCUGGAAAUAUAAACAAGUCAGUAGCUGCGUUUCCAUCGACUGUAAAAUUGCGGAAACUGGAAUUACGAAAAUAAAUCAGCUUAUAGCAAAUACACCGAUUUUGAAGAGUAAUUCAAGUUUUUCGAUAAAACGUUUCUGCGCUAGGAUAAGGUGUUUUUAACAGUUGUUGCAAAAAUGCAAUGUGAUCAAUAACCGGAUGUGACUACUGGCGGAAAAGACAGACAACGGCAGGAAGUAGGUGAAUGAUGGCGAGAUGUUUUUAUUCAUGUGUGAUUUUAAUUUUAUUUCUUAUUUAAUGGAAACAGUCAUUGCCAAAUGUAUUUUUGACAUUAGUAUAAAUAUGCAUUACCACCAUUACUCUGUUAUAAUUUGAGUACUCUACUAACCUCUCUGUGAUAUUUACUGUAGUACUCACUGCCAAAAUUAGCUUAGCUUUCAUCCACAAGCUAAGAUGGACAUAGACUACAUGUUUAUCUGCCUGCCACCAGAACCUUGUUAUUCAUGUGAAGAGUUCCUUUACAAAUCCCUUUAAGCAUUGAUUUUAUGCGUCCAUAGAUUUCAGGUCUUGAAACUCCUCCAUGAUGUUUGCACUCUUCACCAGGUAGUGAACUACAUCAGAGGCAGCUUGUCCACUUCGUCUGACAUGUUUUCCUUCUCCAUCUCUUUCGGGUCAAUCCCGACAGCAGCCAUUUUGUUCAUGUAUUUUUCUUUCGCACAUUGGUUUCUACACUUUUUUCAUUUUGUUGGUCUCGAAUCCAUGGGUCUUGCCUUCUAAGAUGACGCAGAUCACUUCCGGUUCAGACUUGUGGGAACUAUGCAUCGUUUGUAAUCCUAAUCCAGAUGUUGUGAAGCUCCGCCCUGCCAGGUAUUUCACACCCUCACAUUCUAACUUAUCUCCUCCCAUGAGAUCUUCUCUCCCUUCUGCAGCAGUUUGGGUCCAUCCAUGCUGUGGACACGCCCCCUCCAUCAGUGGGCGGAGCUUCUCUCUCUCUUCCCCCCCCUCCUAUGGGAGUAUUUAGGUGGAGGCGAGGCGGUUCUGGUCCUCAGCAUCAGCAGCGGCUGCAUCAUCCGGACGGCAGGCUGGAGCCCUGGUACUCGUACACCCACUGGUUCCCCAUGGCUUCGGCCCAUGUGAUGAAGGACGGCGGGCCGGAGCCGAUACCGCGCAUGCAGCCCGCCAUGAUGAUGUUCUCCAGCAAGUACUGGUCCAGGAGGGGGAUGUCUCUGGACUCGGCCAUGUUUGACCAGCACAACCACCAGCAUCAGCAGAGGCACACCGGGGGACAGAUGUCCAGACGGACAUCUUUUUGUCCAAUCAACGAGAAGCCCGAUGGCGAAAACGCAGAGGAUUCUGGGAAAACAGCAGUGGUGUUUUCUCUGAAAAACGAGGUCGGCUGUCUGGUCAAAGCGCUCAGACUCUUCCAGGAGAGACGGGUCAACCUGAACCACAUCGAGUCCCGGAUGUCGAAGCGGGUUCCUAACGAGGUGGAGAUCUUUGCCGACUGCAAAUGCAGCAAGAAAGAGUUCAACGAGCUUCUGCAGCACCUCAAAGAUCACGUCAACAUCAUCUCCUUCAACACGCCUGCACAUGUUUGGUCGGCUGAGGCGGACGAAGAGGAUGUUCCCUGGUUUCCCAUGAAAAUCUCAGAGUUGGAUCAGUGUUCACACAGAGUGUUGAUGUAUGGGUCGGAGUUGGAUGCAGACCAUCCUGGGUUUAAGGAUAACGUUUAUCGUCAGCGCAGGAAGUACUUUGUGGAGGUGGCCAUGAACUACAAAUUUGGGCAGCCCAUCCCUCGGAUCGAGUACACCUCCGAGGAGGUGAAGACAUGGGGCGUCGUGUUCCGGGAGCUGACCAAGCUGUACCCGACCCACGCAUGCAGAGAGUACCUGAAGAACCUGCCGCUGCUCACCAAACACUGUGGCUACCGGGAGGAUAACAUCCCCCAGCUGGAGGACGUCUCCCGUUUUCUCAGAGAGCGUUCUGGCUUCACGGUGCGACCUGUGGCCGGUUACCUUUCCCCCAGAGACUUCCUGGCUGGUUUGGCCUACAGAGUGUUUAACUGCACUCAGUACAUUCGCCACAGCACCGACCCCCUCUACACACCAGAACCAGAUACGUGUCAUGAGCUGCUGGGUCAUGUUCCCCUGCUGGCCGACCCAAAGUUCGCCCAGUUCUCCCAGGAGAUCGGCCUGGCCUCACUGGGAGCGACUGAUGAGGAUGUGCAGAAACUGGCCACGUGUUAUUUCUUCACCAUCGAGUUUGGACUCUGCAAACAGGACGGUCAGCUCAGAGCUUAUGGAGCGGGAUUACUGUCAUCCAUCGGAGAGCUCAGGCAUGCUCUGUCUGAUAAAGCCUGUGUGAAGAUGUUUGACCCAAAGACGACCUGCAACCAGGAGUGUCUAAUCACCACCUUCCAGGAUGUUUAUUUUGUCUCUGAGAGCUUCGAGGAGGCAAAGGAGAAAAUGAGAGAAUUCGCCAAAUCCAUAAAGAGGCCGUUCUCCGUGUACUACAACCCGUAUACGCAGAGCGUAGAUCUGCUAAAAGACACGCGCAGCAUUGAGAACGUGGUGCAGGACCUGCGCAGCGACCUGACCACGGUCUGCGACGCCCUUGGCAAGAUGAACACCUACCUGGGCAUCUAAGGCUGACGCAAACCCAACCACCUCAGAAACACUAAAUAUUACCAAGUAUUUUUUAUCUGGUUUCUAGUUUAAAUAUCUUAGUACACUUGAAAUAAGGCAAAAUUAACUUACAAGUUACUUUUCAGCAAGAUAUAGAAGCCUGCACUGAUAAAUUGGCUCAGAUUUCCUUAAUUUUGGCAGAUCAGUGAUCUUAUCAACCUCAGCAAAGAUCCAAAAAUCAGCCGCUGUCCUCUUCGGCUCUGCAGUGAGAGGUUUGACCAACAGACCGGCCCAUCAGGUCACGUCUGCAGUUAAUGAUGGUCAACCCACUGUUGGCAAUUCAACAACUUCUUGCUACAUUUAGCAACAUUUCAGACAAAAAUCAUUAUUGGCCACAUUUGGAAUUGGAAGGUCAGGAUUUUUAUAGUUCGGUAAUCAGCGAUCUGCCACAAAACUGCAAGCAGUGCACCUCUACCUGUAUUACAUAAUAAUUCCUUAAUAUUGACUUAAAUUGAAUAUAUGACAAGACAUUUUUCCAUGUUAAAAGUGAAAUAAUCCACCAG